CAUAACAACAAACGUUCGGAUCUUUAAUCUAUUGGGGUUCGCUAAGCUGCUAAUAAAACUGCAUCCUAGCCGAUCUUAAUCUAGCUUUUAGGUGAUUUUUAAAUUCUUUCAUGACAAGCAAGUGCGAUAAUAUUCCUCGACUUCUCGAGGUAAUUGUCAAAGACGAGUACAUCAUCAGAAAUUCAAAACCUGAGGACUGCGAGGCAAUUCUGAAGUACAUCAAGGAUUUAGCCGUGUUUGAAAAUGAGCCUGAAUCUGUGGUUGAAAUCACCAAUGAAGUUUUCAGACAAGAUGGCUUUGGAGAGUCUCCUUCAUUUAGAUGUCUGGUCGCUGCAGACAAAAAUGAUAGCGACAUCAUUUUAGGAUAUGCGGUAUACGUCAAUUCCUACUCUACAUGGAAAGGACGAGCACUUUGGAUUGAAGAUAUUUUCGUCAGAGCUGACUGCCGAGGUAGAGGAAUAGGAAAGGAGUUUAUAAAAUGUUUUGCCAAGAUGUCGCUUGACAGUGGCCUCUCCAAAAUCCGUUGUAACGUGUUGAGCUGGAACAACAUGGCCAAGUCGGUGUAUCAAAAGCUCGGGGGAAUUGUGGAAGAAGACUGGAGACAGUGCACUUUCACUAAUGAAACUUUGAAGAAACUAUCAAACUCUUGAAAAAUUGCUAAUUUUUUGUAACGUUGGUUUCUGUCACGUGAUCACGACUUUUGUUUUAAGUAUUUUCAUCCAUUCCCCAGAGAUCAAUAUAGCAUUGGACAGUUAUUGAAAGAGAAGAUUUCAAUCAUUCCUUUCAAAUGGUAUUCGAACAUCGCUGCUUGAUGCGAAGUGAAAGCGCUUUACAGCAUGGGCGUAGGAAUAUUGAUAAUUGGGGAGGGAGGAGUCAUAUUUCAUAUAUGCAUGUUGUAAUCCAUUGAAAACGAUAGAUUUUAAAAAACUUAACAUUGCAUAUCAUGAAAAAUUAAGGCCUAAGGCAUAAUCAUCGAUCUUCCUACACCCAUGUUCUACCGGAUGUAUCAUAAAAAAGAACUUCAAAGAAAUUGACGUAAUAUGAAAUUUCAAUACCUGAUCACAUCACUAUGCCAAUCCCUUUGGUGCAUUACUGGGCAUGUUUCGCUCGUAGAAGUAACAUCAAGUUUUGAGUAGUAGAAAAGGUUUUGUUCUAGUUAUAAAGAUAAGUAAUAUAUGAAUGUUGCUGACAAUACGUUAGGGGCACUUGGACUCAGCACAUUCAUAGGUAUUGGGAUUGUUACAAUACGCCAUUUUCAAUAGUUCUGUUUUUGAUACAACCUGCCUAAAAGUCACAUGUAAAUGAUCAAGCAAAGUUCAAACGGAGUUGAAAAGAUAGCUUUACUCUUGGUUAAGUUAUUUACGAUAUAAAUAGAUACUGGUGUUUGAACGAUAGUCCGCUGGCCCUCACAAAAAAAAGCAUGAACACUGAAAUGUCGACUAAUAUGUUAUUGGCCGUUUUUAUGCUUAGAUUGAUGUACCAAUUGAGUGAUGUCCAAUUGAGUGAUGUACCCAAGUGUUCAAAUAAGUGUUGUUCUUAAUCAUUGCCUUUUUUGGAAUUUUUAAUUGUAUUGUUUGUUACGUAAUUUUUAAUAACGCAGUGACGUCAUUUGGCAGCAGAA
Messenger RNA from Xenia sp. Carnegie-2017, 1621 nucleotides. Its product is annotated as thialysine N-epsilon-acetyltransferase-like. Bases 111 to 650 code for a protein of 179 amino acids. Gene Ontology annotation, molecular function: N-acetyltransferase activity. NCBI's taxonomy places the organism in Eukaryota, Metazoa, Cnidaria, Anthozoa, Malacalcyonacea, Xeniidae. The record is from RefSeq and is a predicted model, not a curated record. The transcript has 6 exons.